Trichoderma aggressivum f. europaeum is the source of this 1263-nucleotide messenger RNA. Its product is annotated as CAZyme family GH39. NCBI's taxonomy places the organism in Eukaryota, Fungi, Ascomycota, Sordariomycetes, Hypocreales, Hypocreaceae. The transcript has 4 exons. The coding region runs from base 1 to 1263 and encodes 420 amino acids. The record is from RefSeq and is a predicted model, not a curated record.
AUGCAAGGAGCACCUCAACACUUUGCAUCUGGAUUCCUCUAUGGCAUCCCGGAUACCCCAAAUCAGAUUCCCGCACAUUUUUACAGCGAAAUUGCAUUCAAUUAUGGAAGAGCUGGAGGCGCCCAGCUCCCAGCCAAGGGUUAUAUGGAUGGUGUAGCAGAGUAUCGGCCUCGUUUCGCUUCGAUGUUAUCCAAUUAUAACACUUGCCGCCAGUUCGGUGCUCAGUUCAUUAUCCUCCUUCAUGAUUUAUGGGGAGCUGAUGGAUCGGAAUCGCAGUCAGACCUCUUUCCAGGGGAUAAUGGAGAUUGGAGCACAUGGAAUAACUUUCUUAACCAAGUUGUCUCUGAUCUGCGAGCCAAUAAUAUGACGACUGCUAUCAAAGUAGAUAUCUGGAAUGAAGCGGAUGGCGGUGGCUUCUGGCUCCGAGACCGAAGUCAAUUCAUGGACAUGUACGCCAGAACGCAUAACACGCUGCGGAGCAUUCUUCCCGAGGCGCAAAUAUUUGGACCUACGUUUACAGGACAGCCGGAUCCAAAUAACGUCUGGUGGACUGAUUGGCUGAGCAUGAUUAAGUCACAAAAUGUGAUUCCCGAUGUGUAUUGUUGGCAUUUAAUCCGCCAAUCAGGAGGAUCUGGUGGCGACGACAUCACUUUCUCAAGGGGCGUCUUUGAGCAGUUGCUGCAGCAGUUUGGUCUACCUGACCGUCCAAUCAACAUUGAUGAAUACGGCUCUCCCGAAGAGCAGGUUCCAGCCAGUUCGGCUUGGUUCAUGGCCCGUUUCGAGCGCAACAAUAUCCACGGUCUCAGAUCUGUUUGGACGGGUGGUCCGUCUUUGCACGACUUCAUGACCGAUCUAUUGGGUAGGACAGGCGCUGGCGUUUACUUUCCCGCUGGCGAAUGGCAAGUGUACAGAUAUUACGGCACAAACAUGACUGGCAACCGGGUAGCUACGACUCCAUCUGCUGACGGCUUCUUUGAUGUAUACGCGACUGCAAGUGACCGAGUGAGAAUCCUUGGCUCAGCUCAUACGCGAACCGGAUCUUACACUCUCCAUGUUGAUGGAAUGGCCGAUUUUGGCUUUGAUACCCAUGGUACGGUCAACGUUCAAACGCGGGAAUUUCCAUUUGCUGGUCUUCGCGGAGAGGUAGAUGGACCAAUUGACCAUGGCGUCACCGCGAUAUCCUUUCAAAACAACCAAUUGAUCAUACCGGCUACAAUUGCAGUAAAUACCAGUGCCUACGCCUGGGAGGUUUUUCGCAUUUGA